AUGGCUCUUCGUCGACGUUUCGCCUUUCCUAGCUUCAGCGGAAGUGCGUGGUCCAUCUCCGCCGUUGUUGGCGCGAUCCUGCUUUUCGGAUUCGCUCGCCCUGCUGCAGCCGAUUGUGAGUGUGGAUAUUCGACGGUAAUCGACGGUGAUGUGCAGGCCUUUACCGACUUGAUCGAAACGGAUUUUGCGCACCUCGACAACAUUUCGACAAACACCGAUUGGGUGCGGCAAGCUUUCAAUGUGACAAGCGAGAAGGACCGCGGCAGCUAUGGAGAGAUGUACGCCAUCGAAAACAUGCGGACACAACCGGACCCGAACGGCCAGGUCGAGGAUGGGCAAGCCAAGAACGGCCAACCUGCGGGUUUGGACUUGACUGUGAAGGCCAAUAUCGUCGCCGGUAUGGUGCCGGUGUCCGAGAUCGACACCAACCGGACGGAUAUUCUGUACGGAAGCUUCCGGGCAGGCAUGAAACUAACCAACGUUUCUGGAACCUGUUCCGCGUUCUUCUGGUAUUUCAACGACACGCAAGAGAUCGACAUGGAGUUUUUGUCCAAAGAGUACAACGCGUCCAACAACACGUAUCCCGUCAACCUUGUGCUGCAGUCCCGCGAGGCAGCCGAGGAUGGAUUCGACGCCCAAGGCACCCCGACCUUCCUUAAAGUCAACCUUCCGUUCGACCCCACCGCAGACUUCCACGAGUACCGCAUCGAUUUUCUGCCGGGCAGCGUCUACUUUUACGCCGACAGCGAGCUCCUCGCCGAAAUGGAUAGUGACGCUGUACCGACCCACGCAGGCCAUCUUGUCCUGCAACAGUGGAGCAAUGGGAACCCGCUAUGGUCAGCCGGACCACCAACGGAGGAUGCUGUUACAACUGUCUCGUACGUCAAGGCCUACUUCAAUUCGUCCUUGCCCCAGCGCCAGCAGGACUGGAACCUCCGCUGCCGCGAUCCCAGCGCACCGGGUGCCGUGUGUACCAUUCCUGAUUCGACGGCGACAAACACGACCCCGGCGGGUUGGUUCUUUACGUCUCAGAAUAACAUGACCAACAACCAGACAGUUUCUGGCCAAAAAAACAGUGGCAGGAUGACAACCGCAGCGACUGUCCUUUGGCCGGUGUUUGCCAUCGUCUUUGCUAUUGUUGGCUGGGAGCUCAAUAUAUGGUAA
This is a messenger RNA of Sporothrix brasiliensis 5110, 1164 nucleotides long. RefSeq names its product glycoside hydrolase, family 16. Gene Ontology annotation, molecular function: hydrolase activity, hydrolyzing O-glycosyl compounds. Lineage: Eukaryota; Fungi; Ascomycota; Sordariomycetes; Ophiostomatales; Ophiostomataceae. The coding region runs from base 1 to 1164 and encodes 387 amino acids. Gene Ontology annotation, biological process: carbohydrate metabolic process. The transcript has 2 exons. The record is from RefSeq and is a predicted model, not a curated record.